This is a messenger RNA of Menidia menidia (Atlantic silverside), 5006 nucleotides long. NCBI's taxonomy places the organism in Eukaryota, Metazoa, Chordata, Actinopteri, Atheriniformes, Atherinopsidae. The record is from the annotation of a GenBank genome assembly.
CGAGAACUAUGAACAACAGAGCGAGCUCUGUGGGAGCUGUUACCGUUCGAAAGGGAGCAGAUAGGUGGGACCAGAAAUAAGUGCAAGUAUCAGUGUGGAAGUCAUUUGCAACGCAAUAGCGAGACCACUGAUACAUUAGCUCAAACAUCUUUGAGAAGCUCCUUGUCCUCUGGGUAUUACUGUCUCCACAAGAAGUGUCAUUCGCAACAGACGAAUCUGUUGCAGAGGUUUCUCAGCAGGUGACCCCCACCCUUUCGCCAAAAUCCGGCUAUUAGAUGUGACAGCGAGGUUGAUCAGGAGAAGUCACCAUGUCUUAAACACAGACGGGCCCUCUGGAGCCCUAUCCCUCCACCCUGGCCCCCUUUCCCCUGCCCCCUCCUCUAUUCACCACCUUACCCCCUCUCCCAGUCUCAUCCAACUCCCAGACCUCUCUGCACAUGGGAGAGACGGGCUUCCCAAUCCUGGCUCGCCAGCGGCACAUCCCUCACCUCCUGCUGGAGAAAUGAGUUUACAAAAGCACCAUCAGUUGGGUCAUGGAAGUAGUAGUGUAAUGGGUUCUGACCGGGACCUACAAUCCACUGCUUCCUCCAUCUCCUUGCCCUCACUGAAGAAGGCACCUAAGAAGAGGCGUUUCUCCCUGGCCUCUCUUUUCAGAAGAAGAGGGCGGGAGUCCAAAUCGGGACACCAAAAGUCCAGAGGCUCACAGCAUCCAGGAUCAGGAGGGCUAACGGGAGUGGAUGGCAUUGCCACCAUUGAGAGCAUCCACUCUGAGAUGUGUAAUGACAAGAACUCUGCCUUCUUCUCUGUGGCCAGCAAUGGGGCUGCCUCGAUUGCUGCUGCUUCCAUCUCAUCUGCCUCAGGUCCUCCUUUCUCUACCUCCUCUGCCUCGUCUUCUUCCAAGACAGGGGUUGGAGUGGGGUCAGAGCUACUGGAGUGCCCAUUGUGCCUUUUGUGCCACUCCAAGGAAAGCUUCCCCGACAUCAUGACCUGUCAUCACCGCUCCUGCAUUGAUUGCCUGCGCCAGUAUCUACGCAUUGAAAUAUCAGAGUCGCGUGUCAACAUAAGCUGCCCUGAAUGCUCAGAGCGCUUCAACCCACACGAUAUCUGCAUGAUUCUGAGGGAUCGAGUGCUCAUGGAGAAGUAUGAAGAGUUCAUGCUGAGGAGGUGGCUGGUUGCUGACCCAGACUGCCGCUGGUGUCCUGCUCCGGACUGUGGUUAUGCAGUUAUAGCCUUUGGGUGUGCCAGCUGUCCAAAGAUCACGUGCGGCAGGGAGGGUUGUGGAACAGAGUUCUGUUACCACUGUAAGCAGCUCUGGCAUCCCAACCAGACUUGUGAUGCAGCACGUCAACAGAGGGCCCAGAGCCUCCGCCUGAGGACCGUGCGCUCAUCCUCCCUCAGCUACAGUCAAGAAAGUGGUGCUGCUGCCGACGACAUCAAACCAUGUCCACGCUGUGCUGCUUAUAUUAUCAAAAUGAAUGAUGGGAGCUGUAACCACAUGACUUGUGCUGUCUGUGGCUGCGAGUUCUGCUGGCUCUGCAUGAAGGAGAUCUCAGACUUGCACUACUUGAGUCCAUCAGGCUGUACUUUCUGGGGGAAGAAGCCAUGGAGCAGAAAGAAGAAGAUUCUUUGGCAACUGGGAACACUUGUUGGUGCCCCCGUUGGCAUUGCACUCAUCGCCGGCAUUGCUAUCCCUGCCAUGAUUAUCGGCAUCCCUGUAUAUGUGGGUAGGAAGAUCCAUAACCGUUAUGAAGGCAAAGAUAUUUCCGACCAUAAGAGGAACCUUGUGAUCGCUAGUGGUGUGUCUUUCUCUGUCAUUGUGUCCCCAGUGGUGGCUGCAGUCACUGUCGGCAUAGGAGUUCCCAUCAUGCUUGCGUACGUGUAUGGUGUGGUGCCCAUCUCACUUUGCCGGAGUGGAGGCUGUGGUGUGUCAGCUGGGAAUGGAAAAGGAGUACGCAUAGAGUUUGAUGAGAAUGAUAUGAAUGUUGGCAGUGGGGCAGCGGCCACUGAUACUACUUCAGUGACUGAUCCCAGGAAUAACCCUAGUAUAGGCGAGGGCAGUGUUGGAGGUAUGACGGGCAGUUUAAGUGCCAGUGGCAGCCAUGUGGACCGUCUGGGGGUCACAAGGGACAACCUAAGUGAGACAGCCUCCACCAUGGCCCUCGCAGGAGCCAGCAUCACGGGCAGCCUGUCAGGGAGUGCCAUGGUCAAUUACCUGAACAGGCUGGAGGUACAGGCUGAUGUGCAGAAGGAGCGCUGCAGCCUCAGUGGGGAGUCUGGCACUGUCAGCUUGGGUACAAUCAGUGACAAUGCCAGCACCAAAGCAAUGGCUGGAUCCAUUCUCAAUGCCUACAUGCCUCUUGACAGAGAUGGAAACAGCAUGGAGGUCCAGGCUGACAUUGAAUCCAAACCUGCCAAGCAGCGACAUCCCAGCGACAGCAGCAGCGUAGAUGACGCCAACCAUGCCAGCCGCUGUGGCUGGAUAUGUCCAUCCAAUGGCUGCGGCUCCUCAGAGGGCAAAGGAACCUCCACUAAAUGGGCCAAAGAGGCCUCCUGCUCCUCCUCCUCCAGCUCGGGGGGCAAGAAAAGUAAAGGCAAGCUGCGCAAGAAAGGAGGAGGCGGAAGUACAAAGAUCAACGAAACUGGAGAGGACGUGGAUGCUCAGCUUCUGGAGCAGCGCAGCACCAACUCCUCAGAGUUUGACUCUCCCUCACUGAGCGGCAGCUUGCCAUCCGUGGCAGACUCCCACUCCAGCCAUUUCUCAGAGUUCAGCUGCUCAGACUUGGAAAGCAUGAAGACAUCCUGUAGCCAUGGCUCCAGCGGAGGUGAUUACCACAUGCGCUUUACGACCGUCAGCCCCUUACCAGAGGUGGAGAACGACCGCCUGGAGACAUGUCCCACUUCUUUGUCCUCGUCUCAGGGACAAGCAGCUGUGACCACUCCCCACUCUCCCCCCUCCACUAGCUCCUCCCUGGGUAAUGUCUUGGAGCUCUCCCCCCUCAGCUUCAUCACAGAGGAGAAUGUCAACCCGGUGUGCCAUACUGAGCUGGACUCCUGCAACAACACCGGAGAGCUUCUAAAAGAACCCAACAACAACCAUCAUCAACUACAACACACAGUCCAAACCCAGCAGCAGUCUAAGAACUCCUGUAUACAAACAGAUAUUUAAAAUGUCAAUACCUUAAGUGCUGCACAACAUAAAAUCUAACAUCCUUUUCUUUUUUAACAACCACAGCUUACAGUUUAAUUAAGAUCUUCUGUUACGCUGCAGAAAAGGAGACAUAUCAUUUUGGUAUUUUUGUCUUUGAUAAAAUGAAUUAUCACGGUAGAAUGGAUCUAUGUUUGCUCUCUUUUGGAAGCGGUAAAACGUUAGAAAUGUGUCACAGACACACACUCAUUGCCUACUUUUACCAGAACGCAGCCCAUUGAUUCAGUUGCUGCGUAUUAAUCGUGUUGGGUGAAAAUAAAACCACGGUGCCAGUUUUUGCUAGUGUUUGAUUUAUGCUUUACUAUGUGGAUGCGAUUCCACACUGGAACCUUGAACAUUUCAGCUUUCUAGAAGGAAACUUGAACAAGACCGGGGAACAUCACACCAUUUCCUCCUUCAAAAUUUUCCCAAAGUUGUAACAGUAAGCAGGAGAAACGUUUGCGUUCCACUAUGUAUUUAUUUUUCACAUUGUUUGAAAUGAACGCUAAUGUAAAAGUAUGACUCCCUAGAUUAAAUAUCCUGAAUUUUUUAGCACUAAAAUUGACCAGUAACAAAACUACAAUCUUAUUUGAAUGCAUACACACAUUGUUGUUGUCCCAUUUUGGGAGAUGGUGCUUGUCAGCUUGGUAACCACUGAAUUUCUAGUUCAAAAUUCUCACGUGUCUUAGGGCUAAUGGGGUAGUUUUGUUCUGUGAAAAAGGUUCUAUUGAUAUGUGAUUUUCUCAAAUCAAAACUCUGUGUAAAAGGUCUCUGGAAGGCCAUAGUUGAGAUCAUGCUGAAAGUCGUUACGAUAACAUGAAGCAGUGGGUUGAUCAAUUCUGUGAAAUUCGUUCAAAAAAGUUUUUUUGUUCUGUUCAUAGGUGAUUAAUUCAGGAUGAUAGUUUCGUUUCACUGAAUGAAGAGAGCUUUGAUAUCUUUAACUCGUGGUGCCUUCAAAAAACUGUUUGUGUUUUGUUUGUCACUUUCCACUGUGUCUUCUAGAUUCCAAACAAGGAUAGCUCGUAGAUUGCAGAAUGGGUAUUUGUCGGAAGGAUUUUUCUUCACAUGCAUAACGUGGUAAAUGAAGACUUUUCAAUUGCCUUCCAAAGACGGCACUCAGGCUCUUGUUAAAUCUUAUUCCUCUCCCUUAUCAGCUGUAAGACACAGAGUUGCACGUCCUUUUUACAACAUGGGAAUGGCUGCAGACGAGACCUGGGAGACUGGCUGCUGUUUUUGCACAUGCUUCGCAAAUGCAUCGCAAAUAACUAAGGCUGCGCAACAGCCCAAAGCACCCGCACUGUUACCUGUAUUUCACAUGGCAUUGCUGUCCGCAGUGCACACUGGUUAAAAGGAGUUGUUGGAGUUUCCCCCUUUCCAUUUGAUGCAUCCUGUGAGUCCCGUUUGUCUUGCCAAACGGUGCUGCUGAGCAGACUUGAAACUAUUAUUAUUUUUUUCUCUUAAUUUCAGAGUGUUUAAAGCCUGCAUUUACUGCUCUGUGGUCUUUGAGGCCACUGAGCCGGCUCACGUGAACCUCUACCGGCAAUGUUUUUGUUUUUUGAUCAUCGGUGGUUGGUUACUGAAUGAACACUUAGUUUGAUUCUGUGGAUAAGGCCUCAUGCUGCAAUUCUCCCUGCAUUAAAGCAAAAACAUUUUCAUCUUCCUUAGUUCAGCUCGUCAGUCAUCAACAAAAACUGAUUGAAACACUAGUGCCACAUUUCAUUUGUCAUUUGUGCAGAGUAGCAGAACAUAUUUGUACAUUUGUUAGGUAUUUUUGCUUUACUAUAUGCGUGUAAAUGCAUAUCAAAAAAUAAAAAUGAGAAAA